AUGGCAUAUACCCUGGCUGGUGCCUGGUGGUUCUGCAUAGCUACCGUACGGAAUCCCAUACUUGCGCUAACACGUGAUUGGCUUAUCUCCGCGGCAGCUCCCUCGCCCUUGACAUCCUCGAAAGCUUCGAGUCUUCCACUAGAUGCCGUGCUCUUUGCACAGUAUGCGCGGAACAUCAUGACAACUGCGGGACUCGAGAUAUUUUUUAACUCGAGCGUAUUCUUCUUCUUUGCCGUAAUCCUUUUCUGUCUAAUCCUCCUGACCCCAGCCGACGCCAUCUACCAGUGUUACGAGACCAACCGACUCACGAAUAUCUUUUUCAUCACUGGCGCCUAUGUGAUCACAUUCCUCCUUGCAGUCCUCAUUUAUGCGACACGCAUAUAUACGAAUCGCAGUACCCUGGCUGGCAUUCCGAAAGCUUGGAUCCCCGUCGAAAAGGAAGACGUGAGCAAGAGUGUGAGGCAUAUGGUCAAGGAUGGAAUAGCCAAAAGUGUGGUUCUUGCGUACCAGGCUCGCCCGCGCGAUACCUCAGAUGAACUCGGGAGCUUUCAGAACCACAAGGAGCUUCUGAUCAACCUCAAGCACCCGCCAUGGGGUCGCGUUGAGCACCCUGGCUGGUCAUCACCCGCCUCGCCUGACCUGCCCGAUCUACCAUACCGCACUGUUGUCCAAGAACUACCCAACCUUAUCGAGGCGAAAGCCGUAUCACUCGCCCCUCCCGAUACAUUAUACCCUAAUGACCCCAAUCCCUUUGACCCGACUAGCGAAGUUGCAAUGGAGUCUUUACCAGAUAUGCGCGUGGUGGAAGUGCUCCAGCGACCGGUCUCUAUGGGCUUACGCCAAUACAUCGGCCAUCUCACAUUUCUAGGAGUGAUCAACCCACCGGAGAUCGGAGCCGAGUUCUUAGCACUCUAUGAGCGAGCACGAUUUUCUUCACAUCAGUUACACGAGACGGAAUUCCGCGAACUGAUGCACCUAUUUGCGGAAAUUCUACGGGGAAUGACAGCCCCAGCACAGCCAGCCAUUGAGGAAAUCCGAGACAGCGCAAGCUACCACCGGACGGACACUGAGUCAAUUAUCGGACCCUCUGACGAGGAGGGAGAAACGGAUACUGUGGAAAAUUUCGAUUAUGGUGGAACGUUUACACCGAUGCGAAGCAAUAGUCUGCGCCCGUCGAAUGCGUCGACGUGGGACACACAGUCAGGCUAUGAUACCGCACCAGCAGUACAGAGCCCCGCUUCGGGGAUGUCAUCGGUGAGAAGCGCUCGUAUUGGAAGGGGCCCACUGCGUACACCAUCAACCCAGUCACUGCGGCGUGUACAGUCGGGCCAGUCUGGUAGUUCAGGAGGAAGUGUGAUUCGGCUGACCCAGCCGCAAAACCCGGGGGAUCUGCCAUAUAAUUUCAACUACGCAGGCCGUAGAUAG
Molecule: messenger RNA, 1425 nt
Organism: Penicillium cosmopolitanum
Lineage: Eukaryota; Fungi; Ascomycota; Eurotiomycetes; Eurotiales; Aspergillaceae
Exons: 1
Coding region: 1-1425 (474 amino acids)
Source: RefSeq, a predicted model, not a curated record